CCCCCCCUCCCGUCUUGCUGCUACUGCUGCCACUCUCCUAGACGCGCGUCUGUGUGUGUGUGUGUACGCAUCUGCGACUUGAGGCCCUCCUUGUCUGGCCUCCCUUCCCCUGAGACCCACCAUGUCUCCCUCUGCCGCCGAUGCCCCGCUCGAGGAGGGCCAGUCCCGCGGGCUGAUGCUUUUCUCAGGCAAGAUCAGCGACUUCGGUGAGUACCCGGCCGAGGCGGUGAUCAGCCUGCGAGACCAGGUCUGCCAGGAAUUCGCCGAAAACACCUUCGCCCUGAAGACGGCCGAGCUCUUUGAGGGCGGGUGCGCGGCGGCCGACAACUGCCUCUUCGCCACAUACUGCCCGUCCACCUUCUUCGUGACGCACCAAGUCCAUACGCCAGAGGGCGGCCGGUUUUUGAUCCACGCAUCGGCGCGCGGCUUUCUUGUGCACUCCUUCCCCGGGACCGAGUCGCCGGUCAGCUGUGAAUGCUUCCCGGCGGCGGUUUUGGCCGCCACCUCCGAGGAGCUGGACUUCCACGAGACCCUGGUGGCCGCGCUCGGGGCGGCGAGCCCCGGCUUUUCGGAUCGGUGGAUGGACCAGCUGAAUCGGCUCCUGGCCGCCGAAGACGCGGCCUUCGCCGAGAGGUAUCCCGAUCUGUCGUGAGGCCGCUUGGUGGCUCCCACGAAAGUGGCCAAUACAAAGAGGAAAAUGCAAGACACCCGGCCGGCGCUGCCUCGAGAUCCCA
This is a messenger RNA of Fonticula alba, 734 nucleotides long. RefSeq lists its product as hypothetical. The coding region runs from base 122 to 652 and encodes 176 amino acids. The transcript has 2 exons. Lineage: Eukaryota; Rotosphaerida; Fonticulaceae. The record is from RefSeq and is a predicted model, not a curated record.